AUGGAGUCCUCUCCGUCGAGGAGCACUGUAGCUGCUCCCGCCGCCGGCAUGAAGCGUCCAGCGUCCCUCCUCCCAGCCUUUGAGCCAUUGAGCUCGUCCCCGUCUCUGCCACGGCCCCAAAAGCGUGUAGCACGCGAACCUCAGGUGUCCACGUAUCCCACCCCGGUGCCAACCUCUUCGACGCACAUUCUCUCGUCCUCUCCACCAGGGAUUGCCGCGUCUCGCCCUUCAGAGCGGCGGACCUUCUCCGGAGCAUUGGAACGCGCUCCCUUGUCGGCCGUACCGACUAUCAUGCUCCCCGACAGUGGUGAGCCCGUCCUCAUGGGUCGUUCAAGUGCCUCAUGCCACCACCAGCUUGCGGCGAGCCGCAUGAUUUCCCGCGUUCACGUCAAGGCUACCUACAAGCCGGCACCGAACCCCUUCGACCGCGAUAGGGUGGAGAUUAUGUGCAUGGGUUGGAAUGGGAUUAAGCUCCACUGCCAGGGCAAGACGUAUGACCUGGCCAAGGGGAAAACGUUCACGUCGGACAUUAAGGACGCAGAUAUCAUGAUCGAUGUGCAUGAGGCGCGUGUGUUGGUGCAAUGGCCGCGUAACGAAGACCGCAAGGAUUGUCCGUCCACGGACUCGGAGCAAACAUGGGAGGAAACUACCCCGAGGCAGCGAGCUCCGUCUCGCCGAGAUGCACUGCAGGAGAGCCCCGUGGUCGAGCGUCAGCGCCUGGUGUCUCCCAUCUCGCCAUCACCGGCGGUGCAACAGGCUCUCAUCCCGCCGUCGUCGCCCUUGUUUACACCUACCCGUUCGCGUAAUGCGGUGGUCGUAUAUGAAGACGAGGCUUCACCCGUCAAGCGCUCUCAUACUGUCGGCCAUGGCGUCGGCCGCGCCAGUGCUCUUCUCCAGAGCUCGCAGGGAGGUUCGCUAAGCGAUCUGGGCAAGGCCGAGGAGUCCUCCGAUAAUGACGAGGAGAACGAUCCCAUCGUGCACUCCUUCGGUCCCUUCGGCGAGAACCUCCUGCCGCGCAUGGCCUCGUUCCACACCGACGACUCUCCUAUCCGGUCUGCCCGUUCUCCCCGGAGCCUGCUACCCACGCAGCCCCUGCAGCCCAGCCGCUCCCCCCGCCAGCCCUCCAACGCACCAGAGCACCAUGUCUCCGAGGAGCCCGCAGUCAAGCUCCAGCAGCCGCUCGACGAGCACUUUGAGCGCGUGCGCAACCACGCUGCCAACCAGCUCGCCUUCUCCCGGCUCUCCUCGACCCCCUUCUCCACCAUCCUGAACAACCUCCCCCGGCCUUCUGGAAGUCCGAUGAGAAAUCCACCACGGGCCCUCGCCCGAGAAGGCAAAGAUGCCGCGGGCAAGGCCCUCGAGAGCGAGUACUACUACAUCCCGGACUUUGACGAAGACGAGAUGCGACGUGAGGCGGUGGUUAAUGACUUGAGGAAGCCUGGGCUUCGAAAUUGCCGGAAGCAGCACAAGCAAUACUUCUGGCGCAAGCCCAAAUAG
This is a messenger RNA of Penicillium riverlandense, 1497 nucleotides long. It is a transcript of the gene fhdA, whose product is annotated as putative transcription factor Tos4. The transcript is spliced from 3 exons. Bases 1 to 1497 code for a protein of 498 amino acids. Lineage: Eukaryota; Fungi; Ascomycota; Eurotiomycetes; Eurotiales; Aspergillaceae. Gene Ontology annotation, molecular function: protein binding. The record is from RefSeq and is a predicted model, not a curated record.